UCAUUAUCGGUGCCUUGCUGGUGUUCGACUCCGCCAUAGUGUCUCUCUGGGCUCUGGCAGACCCCAUGGUGCGGAAUGAGAAAAAUAUAACUACUGAGCCCGCCCCAGAGGACCCACACCGUAUCCUCUACGUCCGGCAACAUCUUCACUGCCACUCCCAGCAACAGAACAUUUGGCUUGGCGUCUUCUACACAUACAAAGGCCUUCUCAUGAUUUUUGGGACUUUCCUUGCCUGGUCUACCAGAAAGGUGAAGAUAGAGGCCCUUAACGACUCCAGGUACAUCGGUCUCAGCGUCUAUAACGUGGUGGUGAUGAGCAUCCUCGUUGUGGCGUUGACGGCUGUGAUACCGGACCAACCGACAUUGGCGUAUUGUAUAGCGUCUUCCAUCAUCAUCGUCUCUACAACGGUGACGCUGUGCUUAUUGUUUGUUCCUAAGAUCCACGCCCUGGUCAAGUCCAGCGGUAACCCGGUCAUCACGACGUCCGGACUCACCGUGGAGGCUGAGACACGGCGACUGACCUGUGACGACAGCAAGGAGAAGCUGUUCAGAGCCGAGGUCCAGAAUAAGACGUUCAAGAGCGAACUUGCUGAGUUGGAGCGAGAGAUUUCCCGUCUACAAAUAUUGCUAGAUCUCCCCUCGGACCGCCUUGCUGCCCUAACAGGAACCAUUAUCAAUACCAGUAACAACGCAUGCCUCAGACGCAGGCGGCAGUCUUCCACAAUUUUGGAUCUCAUUGGAAAUGCUGACUUAGCUUCGCGCCAACAGCUAGCAAACGUUACUCAUAGCUUCUCUAUCCCGCAUUCAAGAACUUUUGACGAAUGUCACAGGUCUUCCAACUGCAGGGCAUCGGGUUAUAGACAUUUUAAGCAAAAAAACAGACGAUACUCAACAGCUGUUGGUAACGCAGACGAUUUGAAUUUGCUGCGACACACGUCUGCUGGGUUUAUCAGCAGACUACCUAUGCAAGACACGCUCAACAACAGGUAUAUUCUCAGGAGACCGUCUUGGCUGACUGAUGCCGACUGUAUCUCAUUAUCAGAUUUGCCUGUUAAAAACCUCAAUCGUAUAUCCUGUAGCUUUCGCCACCGCACAAAACCGAAAAAAGUGACGAAAGAAUGUGGAACACAAGUCAGCAAUUAUCAGUUGGAAGUUUUCAACCCUGUUGACAUCAAAUAUAUCGAUGAAAGCACCGAUGAUAUAACAAUUAAUAAGGAUGCAGUAAAUUGGAAAAAUAGAAACUCUCCCUCAGGGAAAAGGGCCAAUCGCAAAAUGGAAUUACAACAGAAAUUACAAAGGAUACGAAAAGAGUUGGAAGAAUUAGAAACGUCGGACGUAUAGCCAAUAUACUGGGUACCAAAAUUUCAGUUUUCACAAAAGUGCAUGUAUAUUGUGAUGAACACCAAAAUUAAAGGAAUUAAAACAGCUACUGAACGUACUGAAACCUAUGAACAUAUCACACUAUAUCAUUAAUACACAUAAACAAAACUGCCCCGAAAUCGACAACGGUGCUGCAUAACAACCAACGUAUGCAAUGUUUAGAAUUUUAUUUUGACAGUGAUCAGUUUAGGCGGUGAUAUAAUAUUGUACAUUAUAUACAUUGCAGAGUGCUUUAUUAUACAUCAAAUGCAUUACGUUAAUAAAUUAUAUAAUAUUUGAAAUCACAUUAGAACGUAACAUUACAUUUGGCACCUUUUGUGUCUUGGAAACUCUUCUACAAUUAAGUCCCAAAAGAGCCCAAAAUACCACAUGGUCAAGUAGUGCUCCCAAUGCAUACAUGAGUGACU
Molecule: messenger RNA, 1786 nt
Organism: Lingula anatina
Lineage: Eukaryota; Metazoa; Brachiopoda; Lingulata; Lingulida; Lingulidae
Product: gamma-aminobutyric acid type B receptor subunit 2
Biological process (GO): G protein-coupled receptor signaling pathway; gamma-aminobutyric acid signaling pathway
Cellular component (GO): membrane; G protein-coupled receptor heterodimeric complex
Molecular function (GO): G protein-coupled GABA receptor activity
Source: RefSeq, a predicted model, not a curated record